AUGGAAUGGGUCCUUCGAAGUCCACAAAUUCAUAGUACAUUCAGCAACCUCGGAUUUCUACAUGCAGAUGGAUAUCACGUGAACGAAAACUGCAAUGCUGCUUUGGAGUCUAUUCUUCACAAUAUCCUGACAGAGGAUAAAUAUCUACGUACAUAUCGUAGAAGUAUAAGCUUUGGACAAAACAUCAAAAAAGAUUUAAUACCUCUUCUAAUUCAUGCCAAAGAAGAUGCGACUAUAGAACUACUAAUUAGAAUACUAGUAAAUCUGACAAUUCCUAUAGAGUGUUUACUAUCUGUUGACGUCAUAUCUAGAAAUGAUUUUGGGAGACAUACUAUUUUUGAAAUUAAUAACUUGCUUGCUUCUACCAAGGUGGCUUUUACGGAUCACCGUGCGACUAAAGUGGUUAUAGAUUUCUUAAAGAAAAACGUCGAUUGCGAACAAAAAUCUAAGCUAACGUCAGAGCAAUGCACAAACAUUAGUAACAGCCUUCUGUUACUGCGGAAUAUUUUACACAUACCAGAGGAACCCAGUGGCCAAAGUCCUAGUUAUAAUGGGCCACACGCUGUACAGAAUCAAAUUUUAUGGAAUAUAUUUAGCCAAAGUAUUGAUAAAAUUCUCAUUAAGUUAAUGAUUAUUCCUGAUGCGAAUAAAUGGGCAGUAACAAUGGUUCAAUUAAUAGCAUUGCUGUACAAAGACCAACAUGUCGUGACCUUGCAUAAACUGCUCAAUUUAUGGAUAGAAGCUUCAUUAUCUGAAAGUUCAGAAGAUAAUGAGAGCAAUACAUCUCCACCAGACAGGGGUAGCGACUCGUCACCGAUGUGUACUUCUGAGCCAACAUCAGAUUCAUCAGAUACGGGUGGCAGCGGCAAGAGUAAUGAUGAUCCCAAUUCUGUUAAUAAGGAUUGGGAUGCGUCUUCUCAAAUGAACAACACAAGUGAGAAUGGUAAUCCACCGUUUCAGACAACCGAAGAAAAAGAAUCGGAUAACGAAGAUAAAAAUAAUUCAAUAGAAAGUAACAACGAUGAGAUUGUGCAAUCCGAUAACGGUCAAUCAACGUCUUGCAGUGGAGGCGCUCAGACUAAUAGAAGUGGCCCGACGCAACCAUCAAGUAACACUGAAAAGAAAACUGUGAUAUCAGAAAAUUCUGAUUGCGGUUAUGGCACACAAAUCGAAAAUCAAGAGUCAAUAUCGACGUCAAGCAAUGAAGAUGAGUUGCCAUCAAAGAAACCUGUUCAUCAAAAGCCACACAACCCCAAGCAGAGGGUAAAUAACAAGGCUCGCUCAGGCGUUACCAUGCAAGACAGGAAGCGGAAGAAAAUUGUCAAAAGAGGCAAAUCUAACAUAAUCAACGUCCAAGGAUUAUCCCAUAAGACGCCGACAGAUGAUGAUAUAUCCAACGUUUUAAAAGAGUUCACCGUGGAUUUCCUUUUGAAGGGUUAUAACUCAUUAGUACAGACACUUCACAACCAAAUUUUGUCCAACCUUCAACUAGAAAUAGACACAUCGCACUUCUUUUGGUUGGUCACUUACUUUCUGAAGUUCGCUACGCAAAUCGAAUUGGAUUUGGAAAAUGUUAGCUCUGUUUUAUCUAUUGAUAUAGUUUCGUACCUAACUGCAGAAGGGGUAAAUCUAUGUGAACAAUUUGAGUUGGCUAUAAAAUUAGAUGGCAACGACUUAAAGCCCAAUAUUAGGCGACUUCAUUUGGUCGUUACGGCUAUAAGGGAAAUAAUACAGGCCAUAGAUGUGUAUAAAAAGUUUUCACACAUUUGUAAGGAGGAUCAGGAGGCACUUCUUAAAUUGCAACUUAAAAUGUGCGAGACUGAAGAGCUGAGGUCGCUUCUAGUCUUGCUAUUGCGUCACUACAAUCCGAAGUAUCACUCAAAGCAAUAUCUCCAGGAUGUCAUAGUGACAAACCACAUCUUACUCAUGUUCCUCGACAGCGCAAUGAAAUUGCCGGAAUACAAUGGUUCCACGAACAUGCUUGACCACAUCAGACAAUUUGCUUCAUCUGAAAUAAUGUACCAGUAUGGAUUACUAUUGGAAGACUACGCCGGUAACGGAGAGUUCGUCAAUGACUGUAUAUUCACCCUGAUGCACCACGUCGGAGGCGAGCUUGAAAGUUUAAUAACUUUAUUCCAACCGAAGAUCUUGAAGACUUUUACUUCUAUAUGGAAAUCUGAAUUUGAAAUAUGCGAUGAUUGGUCGGAUCUUAUCGAGUAUGUGAUAAAUACUUUUAUAAAAAAACCCCAUUCUCUGCAAAGUACCGCGAACUUCAGACUUGAUAUUGAGAAUUUUGAUGAUGUCAAAAUUGUACCAAAGCCUACAGUUAGUCCCCCAGCACAGAGCAAGCCAGAUACACUUGAGGCUGACGAGAAGAAACCAACGACUAAAAGUAACACAAGCUGCGUCUCUAAUGAAAAAGGAAAGGGAGAGUCCAGGUGGACAGAGGAUGAAUUAUCAUCAUUGAGUUGGAAUUACAUGCAAUGCAGUGCUUUACCCGAUGUAGUUGGCGAGAUCAUUACACUGUAUAAAGAAGACGGAAUCAUUAAAUCGAGGGAUUCAGUUAUAAAAGAGCUUUACACUCAAAACCUGAUAAACAAAGAAGAUUAUGAUAAGUUUGUGAAAGGUGAAAACGACAGGAAUAUAAAAACUGUACAAGUUAUGAAAGAGAUGAGAGACGAUGAAAUUAAUAAGCUUUGUGAACAACUUACACAAGAUGGGAAGUCUAAGUUCCUUGAUUGGGUCCAAAAAGUAUUAUUGGAGACCUGCUUCGCUAAGAUAUAUUUGGAUAAACUGGCAAGAAAAAGUGAGGGUGACAAUACUAUAGAAGAAAAUGAAACUAAGUUAAGCAAGUUGAAGAAAUCUAAUGAUUUGCACAUACUGUCUCCAGUAUCGUAUCACUCCCUGCUUAUGAAUCAAUCUAUCCCGCUGGUGCCAUGGAACUGCAAGCAGGCGUCUAUUUGUAAAGAUCUGAAGUUUCUGCAGCUGCUGCACAAGUUAGGAUUUCACAUGCCUGUGGACUCCGGCAAAGUUUUUAUUCGAAUACCUCAUUUCUGGACCGCAGAUUUUCUUUAUGACGUGGCCGGAAAGAUAUCACCUAUAGAUAAAUCUAAACUCAAGUUUUCUAUAAAUGAUAUAUCGGACAGUAGUAUUUCAAAUUCGAUGCAACAAGAAAAUCUGUUGUUAUUGCCUGAUCUCACAAAAGAUAUCAGUAUGAUAGAAAAUUCUGACAAUUUCUAUCAGAUCCAUAAACAAAAACACCUAGCCACCAUGGUUAAUUUCACACCAAUGCCUAGCUCCUCGUUUAAUUCAGAAGGCGGUGAUGUUGAUAAACACAACUGGUUGGAAGUGGUGCAAAAAUCACAAGAGUACAAAAUAGCCUUAAACUUGGGAAGUAGUAUCAUUAAAAGUGAUGAGGAGGCGCAGUCGGACAUCGUCAAUCUGCAGCAGCUGCCUGUGAAGGACACGGAGGUGUCGGUUCCCCCGCUGCUGCUGGCCACGGGCCCGGUGGCCAUCAGCUCGACUGCGACUGUGACGGGCGCUACCUUCCCGGCCUCCGGCCUCAUGAUGCCUACCAUCAUGAGCAUCAAACAAGAAACCACACACUUCAACCUGCCUGUCCCUGAUUCUGAACAUUACAGUGUUUGCGAGACGGCAUCAGUUGCUUCUGAUCUCACUCGGAUGUACGUGUCAGAUGAGGAUGAAAAGCCUGAAGUAGUACGACCUAUUAUUGCAGUCAACCCUAUCCAUGAUGAAAAUGAUGAACUGUGCGGUGAUUUAGACGACGAUAAUUCGGGGAAACGACCAAGAGUGAAUUAUUUUUCUUCGUUUUAA
Molecule: messenger RNA, 3834 nt
Organism: Spodoptera littoralis (African cotton leafworm)
Lineage: Eukaryota; Metazoa; Arthropoda; Insecta; Lepidoptera; Noctuidae
Source: the annotation of a GenBank genome assembly